Molecule: messenger RNA, 445 nt
Organism: Paramecium sonneborni
Lineage: Eukaryota; Ciliophora; Oligohymenophorea; Peniculida; Parameciidae
Source: the annotation of a GenBank genome assembly
AUAUCAAUGCAUAUUUUAAUAUAGGAGUAAAUAUCUAUAAGUCUUUACCAAAGGAGAAUCCAAAAAUAAUGAUAAAUAGUAACAAGAACAUUGCUAAUUUACACCAUAAAUUAUCAUCAAAAUAUUCUCCUAUAGUUGUUUAAAAUAAUAUGAUGUAAGAUAAACCACAUCCGAAAUUUAAUAAUAUAGACAUCACUUUUGCUAAAAUAUAUAUCCAACUCCUAUUUCCAUAAACAGACGAAAGAUAUUCAAUAAGUGUUUAUCUUUUAUCUUCUCCUAAACAAUUAACCAUUGUACACCAUGAUUUAUAUUACGUAGCAAAAAUUAAUAAUUGUAAUAGUAUACCAAACAAUAAUCCAGAUUGAGAAUAAGCAUACGGUAUAGCAAAUACACCAGAUCCUAAUGUCACCUUUAUUAACUUUGCAGUUGUCUAAAAAUUAGUUGA